AUGGCCUGGGAUCCAGCAGACUUGAAGGGGCUUCCAUGGCCUGAUAUCUUGGCAACCCAGCGGGUUGCUCCGCCGGGCUUUGGGGCAGCCAAAAAUAUCCAAAACCCAAUGGAUAAUUAG
Messenger RNA from Aspergillus nidulans FGSC A4, 120 nucleotides. RefSeq lists its product as uncharacterized. Lineage: Eukaryota; Fungi; Ascomycota; Eurotiomycetes; Eurotiales; Aspergillaceae. The record is from RefSeq and is a predicted model, not a curated record. The transcript has 2 exons. The coding region runs from base 1 to 120 and encodes 39 amino acids.